AUGCCGAGCCACCUUUGUCGCGGCCGCCCCCGGGGAGCUGGCUCCGGGGCAGCCCCAGAGCGGGAGCGCGGGGAGGGCGUGGUGAGGGCGCCGGGCGUGCGGGGGCGGCGGCCUCCUGGUCCCGGAGUUUGCUUUCUUCCUCUCACCCCGCAGCCCCGAGGCUUCCCUCCCCGGCGCGCGGGCCCGGGACGUCAGCGCUGGAGUCUCCAGGCGCCUCCAGGGCCCGCGGCGGGGCGCGCCCAGGAGCACGCGGUGGCGAGGACGGGGACUCGGGGCCGCAGGGCUCUGACUGGUGCGUCCCGGGCCACCGCCCAAGCCCCCUCAGCCACCCCCUGCUCCCCGCGCGCUCACCAGUGGCUCCGCCCUGCCAGGCACCCCGGAGGCCGCGACUUGGAUCGCACAGAGGCCUUGCCAUGUUCCUCGGGGUGCCCCCGGCCAGCCUGCCGCGUCCUCCCCCCACUCCCGCCUCCCACCAGCUCGCAGCCUCAGUCCCGCCGCGCCCCGCGCUCCCAGCGGCCCCGCACCGUCUUCCUUCCCUCCGACAGCUCCACGGCCCCGGGGGACAGAAGGAAACCGACACAGACCACCUCUCUCCUUUCCUCCUCUUUCCUCUUCACCGCUAAGAGGUCAAAAACUGCGGCCGCGUUCCCCGCCAACAACCACCUCGGAGCACGCGAAGAUGCAGCGUUAAAAAUAAAGAACAGGAAAAAAAAUUUCAAAUCUGGAAACGGCUGUCCCCACCCUUUGAGAGGCGGGGAUAGAAGUGACCCGAGUGCUCGCUGCCCAGGGCGGCUGUCACCGCGAGGCCCUGCAGGGACGAGGCCCUGCGGGGACGCGGCCCGCCGCGGAGAACACACCAGCCCCUGCGCACAGGACCCCGACGAAGCGAGCUAGCAACCCAGUCCCCUCCAUGCGCCCCUCCCCGGCCAGCGCCCGAGCCUCCGCGCUGCCCGCCCGCCAGGGUGGGUGGGGAGAAGAGGCAGGGAGUGGAGGAGGAGGUGAAAUACGAAAUGGGGAGCUGGGGAUGGGAAGGGAAGGCAGAGAGAAAGAACACCCUUCCCCAGUCUUUCACAACCAGCGAAAGAAAAAGAAAUCGGCCUGCCGAUAGAACACGUUUCAGCCUAACCCCAUCAAUGUAGAAUCCUCUCCUGCCGCCUCCCCGCAUCCGCGCACACAACAGCCUCACCGCCGAAUGCUCUGCGACAACAGGACCUCCAGUUUGACUUCCAUAGAGACUAUUGGCGAUGCGAGUUUCUAUCAGUUCCAGCUGAUUUAUUAAAAUUGUCAAGAUACAGACUUCCAGCACAAAAAAAAAAAAAAAAGAAAGAAAAAAAAAAAAAAACAGGCAAUGAUGUCGACAGUGCAUUGAGUCUGCUUUGCCACCAUUUGCUACAAACUAUGCAGAUGGUCUGUACUUUAUUUAGAUUAUAUUGCACAAAAUGAGAAACUUUUUAAACUAUGUGCCUUUUUUUUUCUUUUUUGCUAAAAAUCGAGAAUCCAGUUUCAAACCUUCCAUCUGGGGCCCCAUCCACAUCACAGCGUAUGAGAUACAUAAAACCCUACUAUAGUACAGUACAUAUACAAUCUUUAAACUAAGAUAACAGCUCUGAGGUCUAUAUCACCAUUUUCAAUAAAUCUUUACCUACAAAUAUUGAACAAAUCUCUACUAUAGCUGUACAAAAAAAAGUUUGCUUUUUUUUUUUAAACCACAAGGCCUUUAGAUGCAAGGAUUAUUUUAAAAUUUUAAUCCUUUUUAAACCAGGACAUAACGUACCAACAUACUUGCAUGCUAAAAAACAGA
Messenger RNA from Sapajus apella (tufted capuchin), 1801 nucleotides. Its product is annotated as translation initiation factor IF-2-like. The record is from RefSeq and is a predicted model, not a curated record. Bases 1 to 894 code for a protein of 297 amino acids. The transcript has a single exon. Lineage: Eukaryota; Metazoa; Chordata; Mammalia; Primates; Cebidae.